AUGUCAGCAAAAUACGAAAAGUUACCUUUAGAGCCAUUUUUCAAGACUAUAGAUGAAUUGAAGUCUCAGUUCAUUUCACGUUUGCAAAAGGCAAUUGCUAUUCCUUCGGUGUCUGCAGAUGAAUCACUUCGACCAAAAGUCGUUGAUAUGGCUCAUUUUUUAGUAAGCGAGUUGGAAAAAUUGGGUUUUUUUGAUAUCCAGUUGAAGGAAUUGGGCACGCAGCCACCUCCAGUUCAAGACAAAAACUUACAAUUGCCACCUAUUGUAUUGGGUAGAUUUGGUAAGGACCCUAAAAAGAAGACGGUUUUGGUAUAUGGCCAUUAUGAUGUUCAGCCAGCCUUGAAAGAAGAUGGAUGGAGCACUGAACCAUUUGAAUUGCAUCAUGACGAAGCUAAUGGAAUCCUAUACGGAAGAGGCUCAACCGAUGACAAAGGACCAAUUAUGGGAUGGUUGAAUGUCAUUGAAGCUCAUAAUAAAUUGGGUUGGGAAUUACCCGUUAACUUGAUUGUUUGUUUUGAAGGUAUGGAGGAAAGUGGGUCCUUAGGUUUAGACGAAUUGGUAGCCAAGGAAGCAAAGGAGUAUUUUAAAGAUGUAGAUCAAGUUACCAUAUCAGAUAAUUACUGGUUGGGAACUACCAAACCAGUCUUGACUUAUGGUUUGAGAGGAUGCAAUUACUAUCAAAUUAUAAUAGAAGGUCCUGGUGCUGAUUUGCAUAGUGGUAUCUUUGGUGGUAUUAUUGCUGAGCCAAUGACUGAUUUAAUCAAGGUUAUGGCUAAUCUAGUCGAUACAAACGGUAAAAUCUUGAUCCCCGGAGUUGACGAGAUGGUUGCACCUUUGACUGAAAAAGAGGACAAGCUUUACGAUGAUAUUGAUUUUUCAGUUGCUGAGUUGAAUGCUGCCGCUGGAUCAGAUACAGCAUUACAUCAAAAUAAAAAGGAUAUAUUGAAGCACAGAUGGAGAUUUCCAUCAUUAUCGUUGCAUGGUAUAGAAGGUGCCUUUUCCGGAGCAGGUGCCAAAACCGUUAUUCCAUCAAAGGUGAUUGGUAAAUUUUCAAUUAGAACAGUACCAAACAUUGAUCUGCAAAAAUUGGACGAAUUGGUGUUUAAACAUGUUAAUGCCGAAUUUGCCAAAUUAAACUCGGUCAAUAAAUUUAAAGUUGAGCUUAUUCAUGAUGGUAACUACUGGGUUUCUGAUCCAUUUAACGAAAGUUUCCAAGCAGCUGCAAAAGCCACCGAAGACGUUUGGUCUGUGGUUCCGGACUUUACUAGAGAAGGAGGUUCAAUUCCAAUUACAUUGACUUUUGAAAAGGAAUUAGGCGUUGAUGUUUUAUUAUUACCAAUGGGUAGAGGUGACGACGGAGCUCAUUCAAUCAAUGAAAAACUAGACGUUAGCAAUUACAUCAAUGGAUGUAAGACCUUGGUCAUGUCUGACAAUUUGAAAAGAGCAGAGUCCUUAUUCAAUAGAAUAAUGAACCAGAAUUCUGAUUCAUCGGCAAACUCCAACAAUAAUAGCAGCAACAACAACAGCAACAACAACAACAGCAGCAGCAGCAGCAAUAAUAGCAAUAGUGGCAGCAGCAACAGCAAUAGUGGCAACAACAGCUAUGGCAAUAACAAUCCAAGUAACAGUUCUUCAAGUAGAUCUAGACAUCAUGGAUACCAUCAUAAUCAUCAUCACCACAAUAGCAACAAUAGUAACAACAGCGGUAACAGCAGCAGCAACAGCAAUCAUUAUUACCAAUCUCAUACCUAUAACAAUACAGGAUUUACACUGGAUCGCCAAACAACUUUUAGCGAGUCUGCAAAAUUACCCAAACUCGAUGUUCAAAAAUUAACAGAGGAUGCCUUGUCUACAGUAUCCGCCUCAGACCAUCUUUUAGCUUACUGCUGGACGAUUUGGUAUCAUUCCAGAAAUAAGAAAUCAUUACAACAGCCACAGGUGUUGUCUACAACUCCAACUGAAAACGCAGAAACCAACUCUACUACUCAACAACAGCAGCAGCAACAGCAACAGCAACAGCAACAGCAACAGCCCAAUAUUGACUCCUAUUUACAAACAACUAACUUGAUUCAGUUUCCAAAUAUAAAUAAUACAGUCUCAGGUUUCCCCUCUCCCUCAGGUACAAUAUCUCAUAUUGCUUCAUUGGAACAAAUGUGGACGAUGUUAUCUUCUAUUAAGAAUAGCUUCAAAUUGAGUAUUGGAACAGAGCUUCUUAUAUUUAAGACAGGUGUGAAUCCAGCAUGGGAAGAUCCAAUCAACUCAAAAGGGGGAAGAUGGGGAUUUCGUUUUAGUAGAAAAUCCCAGGACUAUAAAGAACCCUUUUCCUCCUCCUCUUUCUCCUCCGCCACUUCCUCCUCGGUGCAAUCCAAUACAGAGUAUCCCUACCAGUCAAUUGAAAAGUUACGCAAGAGGACAGCAUUAAUUUGGGAAAGGUUAGUGAUCAAGAUUCUUUCAGGUAGUUUCAUCCCACAAACACAUUCCCCGGAAGUACAAAACAUGUUGUUAAAUGACAUUUGUGGAAUUGUUCUUAGUGUAAGAAAAGAGGAAGACAUUAUAUCUGUUUGGAACUCCAAUUUGAAUUUUGCCCAUUCCAAAAAGGGUUCUGAUCUUAAAGGAAAUAGGAACAGUAAUGCACAGCAGCUCACUGCAUUCCAGGCAAGACGUACUAUAUGCGAUGCCAUUUUACGAGUCAUUCGUGAAUGUGAUUCAAUAUUAGAAAAGGGAUCGGACAGUGUGACUACGUUGGAUAGUGGUUCAAAUGAAAGAGUAUGGGGAGUCAGUUUUGAAUAUAGAUUACAUGUCGAAUCUACUGGUGGUCCAAAUAAUAACAAUAGCAACAACAAUAAUAGUAAUAAUAAUAAUAAUAAUAAUAACAAUGCUGGUGGUGGCGAAAAUGUUAUUUCAUCUGUUGGGUCGACAAAUAGCGCUUCUUCGUCAUCGUCGUUUUUGAAGUCGGAAAGAGGUAAUGGUAAAACUAAUGGGAGAUAUCACCACAAACAAGCAACAACCUAG
Messenger RNA from Lodderomyces oxycetoniae, 3012 nucleotides. Its product is annotated as dug1. Lineage: Eukaryota; Fungi; Ascomycota; Pichiomycetes; Serinales; Debaryomycetaceae. Gene Ontology annotation, cellular component: cytoplasm. Gene Ontology annotation, molecular function: peptidase activity; translation initiation factor activity; RNA binding. Bases 1 to 3012 code for a protein of 1003 amino acids. Gene Ontology annotation, biological process: translational initiation; proteolysis. The transcript has 2 exons. The record is from RefSeq and is a predicted model, not a curated record.